Molecule: messenger RNA, 1821 nt
Organism: Sciurus carolinensis (gray squirrel)
Lineage: Eukaryota; Metazoa; Chordata; Mammalia; Rodentia; Sciuridae
Gene: Mpv17
Product: mitochondrial inner membrane protein MPV17
Exons: 9
Coding region: 561-1268 (235 amino acids)
Cellular component (GO): membrane; cytoplasm
Source: RefSeq, a predicted model, not a curated record
UUCCAAUGCUUUCCAUGGAAGUCAUCCUUACGCGGCAUUUCUAAAAGGGGUUUUGUGGUCAAAACACUGAACUAGUUAUGAAGACGACAAAUCUGAACAAGAUCCAAUUAUGCCCACUAGGAGCUAGGCUAAUGAAGCUACAGACCAAAAAUAACGCAUGUUCGCACUGAACUAUACUUGUUUUCAAACUAUCACUCCUGAGAUCAAGAAGGACAUCAGAACCUUGGCCAGCUCCGGGGAAGCCCAGUGGGUGGUUACAGUGGGGUCCCUCCAGACCCCAAAGAAACUUGAGAGACGAGGCAGAGAUUGGACCUCGUGGGCAGAACGAUGGUGGACCCCAUGCUAACGCUCGGCGCUGUCCCCCGCAGGGGGGUUGCUCACAGAAUGGGUGGCCCAGCAGAGAGGCUCUCCAAGGGAUUCCGUGGCCGCCUGGCAUUCCGAUCCUGUGCCUGCUGCAGGGCCCCAGGACGCCGGGCGGAAGGGGCGGCGCUUGCGGCGGAAGUUGCCGGCCUAGAUCAGGCGGGAGGGGCUGCGGCGCGCGGAGCUAGAUUUCAGAAGGCAUGGCACUCUGGCGGGCGUACCAAAGGGCCCUGGCAGUUCACCCGUGGAAAGUCCAGGUCCUGACGGCUGGGUCCCUGAUGGGCCUCGGUGACAUUAUCUCACAGCAGCUGGUGGAGAGGCGAGGUCUGCAGGAACACCAGACAGGCCGGACCCUAACCAUGGUGUCCUUGGGCUGUGGCUUUGUGGGCCCUGUAGUAGGAGGCUGGUACAAGGUCUUGGACCAACUCAUCCCUGGCACCACCAAGGUGGAUGCGCUAAAGAAGAUGUUGUUGGAUCAGGGGGUCUUUGCCCCUUGUUUUCUAGGCUGCUUUCUCCCACUGAUAGGGACACUCAAUGGACUGUCAGCCCAGGAUAAUUGGGCCAAACUACGGAGGGAUUAUCCUGAUGCCCUCAUCACCAACUACUAUCUCUGGCCUGCUGUGCAGUUAGCCAACUUCUACCUGGUCCCCCUGCAUUACAGAAACUGUUCCAGUGUCCCCCACAGACUUUUUGUCAUCUUGCUGUGGAGGAUCCUGCUCCUACAACCCUUGUCUCCGUCUCACCUGAGCUCUCCACCUUUGACAGUGUAUCUGCCGGGACAGUGCCUCACAGGGGUGCUGCAUCCUAGGUUAGAAAGUAGACCUAAAGGCUUGAUCAGGUUGGCUGUUGUCCAGUGUGUUGCUGUCAUCUGGAACUCCUACCUGUCCUGGAAAGCACAUCAGCGUUAGCCUGCCUUGCCCCAUUAUUGCCACCUGCAGUGAUACACCAUGAUCCUGGGACUGUCAGACAGUUUCCUCAAAGUGGGCAUUAUCAAUGGCCAUGGGGUGGAAGUGCUAGUCAGACUUAAUGAGAUGAGCACUCUGAAAUGACACAUUUCAUUUUAAACUGUAAACUGCUUCUGAAAUCACUAGCCCUUUAUAAUACAUUCAUGCAAUGCUUAUCAACAAUACGUUCUGAGAACUGUGUCAUUAGGCAAUUUCAUCAUCAUGUGAACAUCAUCGCAUGUACUUACACAAAUCUAGAUGGUAUAGAGCAGUCAAUUGAUGUGGCCUCUUGAUGCAGAGAAGGGACACAGUGAAUGAGGUGUAUGAGGCUGCUACCCAUUUAACACCAUAUACUGUUUUAUAGUAAAUUGUUUUUUCCUAAAUGAGAGAAUACUCUAAAAUAAUGAUAAGGAUCACAAGUUCAAGGCCAACCUCAGCAACUUAGUGAGACUAAGCAACUUAGCAAGACUAUAUGUCAAAAUAAAAAAGGGCUGAAAAUGUGAAUCAGUGGUUACCA